GAAAGUUACCUGUGGCCGCCCAAGUCCGCCACUUUGUGCUCUGUGGCUGCCCACUGCCACGAUCCGGGAGAACUCCGCGCCGCCCGGCCGCCUCCGAGCUCGGGCCCCAUGUGAGGGGGCCCCCCCUUAUCCCACCUUUCCGGCUAGGUGAGGGCGCGAGCGGGCGAGCGAGCGAGAGUGGUGAGGGGGGACGGAAAAGCAGAAUUACCUGUAGCUCUUGUUCUGCCAUCUCGGGCUCUCACACACCUUCACCUGCACAGACUUGAAAGUCCAGUUUCACCAGAGGCUGAGGCUCCAGGAAAAGGGGAGCGAGUUCAUUGGAUCAAACAUGUCACAAGAGUCGGACAAUAAUAAACGACUGGUGGCCUUAGUGCCCAUGCCCAGUGACCCUCCAUUUAAUACCCGAAGAGCCUACACCAGUGAGGAUGAAGCCUGGAAGUCGUAUUUGGAGAACCCCCUGACGGCGGCCACCAAGGCCAUGAUGAGUAUCAACGGUGAUGAGGACAGCGCUGCCGCCCUUGGCCUGCUGUAUGACUACUACAAGGUUCCUCGAGACAAGAGGCUGCUGUCUGUAAGCAAAGCAAGUGACAGCCAAGAAGACCAGGAUAAAAGAAACUGUCUUGGCACCAGUGGAGCCCACAGUAGUUUGAGUGGAGGAGAAAACCGAGUGCAGGUCCUAAAGACUGUUCCAGUGAACCUUUCCCUAAACCAAGACCACCUGGAGAAUUCAAAACGGGAACAGUAUAGCACGAACGUCUCUGAGAGCCCAGCCGUCAUCCCCAUGGCGGGAAUCACAGUGGUGAAGGCCGAAGAUUUCACGCCGGUUUUCACGGCCCCACCUGUGCACUAUCCCCGGGGAGAUGGUGAAGAGCAACGCGUGGUUAUCUUUGAACAGACUCAGUAUGGUGUGCCGUCCGUGGCCAGCCAUAGCACCUACCUCAAGGAUGAUCAGCGCAGCACCCCGGACAGUACUUACAGCGAGAGCUUCAAAGACGGAAACACAGAGAAAUUUCGGAGUGCUUCAGUUGGGGCUGAGGAGUACAUGUAUGACCAGACAUCAAGUGGCACAUUUCAAUACACCCUGGAAGCCACCAAAUCUCUCCGUCAGAAGCAGGGGGAGGGCCCCAUGACCUACCUCAACAAGGGACAGUUCUAUGCCAUCACGCUCAGCGAGACGGGGGACAACAAGUGCUUCCGACACCCCAUCAGCAAAGUCAGGGUAAGGGCCUCAUUUCUCCAAUAA
Molecule: messenger RNA, 1243 nt
Organism: Delphinapterus leucas (beluga whale)
Lineage: Eukaryota; Metazoa; Chordata; Mammalia; Artiodactyla; Monodontidae
Source: RefSeq, a predicted model, not a curated record